GAACUGAGGUCGGUCCAAAGGCCGACAGGCACCGACCAAUCGGAGGGCGUAACGAAGGGUGACGAGCCAACCCACCGCGCUCGGCGUUGCCGGGAGCCGCGCUAGGCGUAAGCUAAUGAGGAAGAAGUUGGCCGUUGAAAGAGCAACGCUGAUUAGUGAAUCUUAAAUAACCUAAAUGAAAGCCCACUUGUGAUUCGCCCUAAGUAAACCAGAGCCCGGUGGGCUGGAACGCGCCGGAAUCUGAGCUCCUGGGAGGUGGCCAGGUGCACAUUCUGAAGACGAGACAUGGGGGGCAUCGUUUUCCUGUCGCCAGUUUGAAUCUGCAACAGGGUUGGGAAGAAGCUUAGAGUUCAAGUGGGGUGUUCCCAGGCUGCAGUGCUGUGAGAUGCGGAGAGCGGAUAGACCGAGGCUCUGCAGCGCUUCCAACCCACAACACCGUCCAGGAGAGGGAUGCAAGGAAGAGACCUAGGUUUACUGAUCCUCCUUUUUCUAUCAACGUGUUAAGAGCAGAUGCUACAUCGGUGGCAUUUUGGGAGCUUGGCAACUGAUUUUUUCCCCAGGCUUGCAUUUUAUCUAAUUACAAAGGACAAUGUUCUCCAAUAGACCUUGAGCUUCUGUCAGAAGAUAUCUUAUUCACCUUUGGCAUCCCCAGCUUAUAGCGCAGUGCUUUACAUGGACUGGGAGUUUUCGUCCUCUUGAAUUAGAACUCGACAACAGAGUGGGAACUUUCUGUCUUGUGAUCGAUUGCCUGUGUGUCGCAGGAAGGCGGCACUGGAGCACAGAGGACACUUGAUCGUGCGGCGCGCAGGGCGGGGGGCCGCCGCUGCCUCCCCGCGGGAUGGCUGGCACUGUGCUCGGAGUCGGUGCGGGCGUGUUCAUCUUAGCCCUGCUCUGGGUGGCAGUGCUGCUGCUGUGUGUGCUGCUGUCCAGAGCCUCCGGGGCGGCGAGGUUCUCUGUCAUUUUUUUAUUCUUCGGUGCUGUGAUCAUCACAUCAGUUCUGUUGCUUUUCCCGCGAGCUGGUGAAUUCCCAGCCCCAGAGGUGGAAGUUAAGAUUGUGGACGACUUUUUCAUCGGCCGCUAUGUCCUGCUGGCUUUCCUUAGUGCCAUCUUCCUUGGAGGCCUCUUCUUGGUUUUAAUCCAUUAUGUUCUGGAGCCGAUCUACGCCAAACCACUGCACUCCUACUGACCACUCUUCAGGAAAACGAAAACCUGUUCUCUCCUUCAUUGUGAUGACAUUGAUGAGCAGGAAGGCACUAUUCAGAGCCUUGUUUUGACAGCCCUCAUGCCUUAAGGUUAGAGGGGUAUCCGUCCAUCACUAAGACAAAUCUCUUGAGUCCUGGCUUCCAGAAACAGGAUUGCCAAAUUGUCCCUGUGGGGCUAGAUUCUUACCAGCUUAAGAAGGAUAUUGCUAUCUUCUUAGUACCCGUACCUUAGGAUUUCCAACUGUUUUGAAAGGGAAAUAGUAACAGUGAUCUGCUUAGAGUGGAUUUUCACUCAAGUCCUUAGUAAGUGGAUUUUGGGGAAAAAAGCACAUGGGCUUCUGGUUCUUUUUGAUAAUAUAUAAAAUUCUUCAUUAUGAGGUUGCAUUCCUUUGCAAAGGCGAGGCACUCAAAUUUGAAAGGUUAUUUUAAUGUGAUAAUUUGGAAGACUUACUCAGAUGUUGGUCAUUGACCACUCUGUGCAUAUAUUUCUGCAGAGCUCUGUGAAGGCAAUGAGUGUCACUUCCCUCUGCUCUAAUAAAGCAAUAAAUAAUAGCUAAAGGGCUGACUUUCACUUCGAA
Messenger RNA from Gorilla gorilla gorilla (western lowland gorilla), 1780 nucleotides. It is a transcript of the gene TMEM218, whose product is annotated as transmembrane protein 218. The record is from RefSeq and is a predicted model, not a curated record. The transcript has 7 exons. Bases 839 to 1186 code for a protein of 115 amino acids. Lineage: Eukaryota; Metazoa; Chordata; Mammalia; Primates; Hominidae.